Ceratitis capitata (Mediterranean fruit fly) is the source of this 679-nucleotide messenger RNA. It is a transcript of the gene awd, whose product is annotated as nucleoside diphosphate kinase. The transcript has 2 exons. The coding region runs from base 65 to 571 and encodes 168 amino acids. Gene Ontology annotation, biological process: CTP biosynthetic process; GTP biosynthetic process; UTP biosynthetic process. Gene Ontology annotation, molecular function: nucleoside diphosphate kinase activity. The record is from RefSeq and is a predicted model, not a curated record. Lineage: Eukaryota; Metazoa; Arthropoda; Insecta; Diptera; Tephritidae.
UUUGCCUUCCCGCUCUUUCAACCGGUCGCGUUUGCAAACCAAUUUGCUAGGUAAAAAAGCUGUCAUGAUUGGUACAAUUUUGGCAUUCUUUUCGUUGUUCUCGUACGCAAUGGCAGCAAACAAGGAGCGCACUUUUAUCAUGGUUAAACCCGAUGGAGUCCAACGUGGACUUGUCGGUAAGAUCAUCGAGCGUUUCGAGCAGAAGGGCUUCAAGUUGGUGGCUAUGAAAUUCACAUGGGCAUCAAAAGAUCUUUUGGAGAAGCACUAUGCUGAUUUGUCUGCCCGUCCCUUCUUUCCCGGUUUGGUCAACUACAUGAGCUCUGGCCCAGUGGUUCCCAUGGUUUGGGAGGGUUUGAAUGUUGUAAAGACUGGUCGCCAGAUGUUGGGUGCCACCAACCCUGCUGAUUCCUUGCCCGGUACUAUUCGUGGUGAUUUCUGUAUUCAAGUCGGUCGCAAUAUCAUCCAUGGUUCGGAUGCUGUAGAAUCAGCCAACAAGGAAAUCGCACUUUGGUUCAACGAGAAGGAGCUGGUUUCUUGGCAGCCAGCCGCUGAAAGUUGGGUAUAUGAAUAAAUAACUGUUUAUAUAUCAGCACGAGCGCUCAGAAAUAAAAUGUUAUUAAGUAAAAAGUACUCUUACAUUUCUGCCAAUGAAUUCCAAUAAAAUGAUGUUAUAUAAAAA